This is a messenger RNA of Pelmatolapia mariae (spotted tilapia), 3603 nucleotides long. RefSeq names its product ubiquitin specific peptidase 22 (gene usp22). Gene Ontology annotation, biological process: protein deubiquitination. The record is from RefSeq and is a predicted model, not a curated record. NCBI's taxonomy places the organism in Eukaryota, Metazoa, Chordata, Actinopteri, Cichliformes, Cichlidae. The transcript has 13 exons. The coding region runs from base 355 to 1875 and encodes 506 amino acids. Gene Ontology annotation, molecular function: cysteine-type deubiquitinase activity; zinc ion binding.
ACACUCGCCGUGUAAGCUACUUGAAAUUCCAAUGCUAACCAACUUUAGCCAGCUUGCUAACAUGUAACUGAGCGACUGUGAAGAACUACAUGUAAAGCAGUAUAGCUGGAUUUAAAUACAUAAAUGAUACAUAUCUCCAAAAGAGGUAUAUUGUAAAAUUCGUCUUCAUGCUUGCUACUGCGCGUGUCUCUGCUACUGCAACCAGGACAUGUCCAGUUAGCCAGAACGCAGCACUCGGUGGAUAACGAACCCUGGCAGAGCUAGCCAGUCAGCCCGCUUGGACUGGGUCUGCUUUGAGGGAUUUGAACAGGUUUCGUCGCUCAGUGGACAGUGAAGCCGGAUGCUGUGACUACCAUGAGUCCCGCAGGCUGCCCCCAUGUCAACGGCUUCAAAGUGGACAACUGGAAGCAGAACCUGAGGGUCAUUUAUCAGUGUUUCGUGUGGAGUGGUUCAGCUGAGACCAGAAAACGCAAGGCCAAGUCAUGUAUCUGCCACAUGUGCGGCGCCCACCUCAACAGACUACACUCCUGCCUCUACUGCGUCUUCUUCGCCUGCUUUGCCAAAAAACACAUCCACGAACAUGCCAAGAGCAAAAGGCAUAACCUAGCUAUCGACCUGCUGUACGGGGGAAUUUACUGCUUUAUGUGCCAAGACUACAUUUACGACAAAGAGAUGGAACAGAUCGCCAAAGAGGAACAAAGGAAGGCCUGGAAGAUGCAAGGUAUCGGGGAAAAGUACUCGACGUGGGAGCCGACGAAGAGGGAGCUGGAGCUGCUGCGUCACAACCCCAAAAGAAGGAGGAUCACCUCCAACUGUACAAUUGGCCUGCGCGGGCUAAUAAAUCUGGGCAACACAUGCUUUAUGAACUGCAUCGUCCAGGCGCUGACGCACACCCCACUGCUACGAGACUUCUUCCUCUCGGACCGGCACAAAUGCGAGAUGCAGAGCAACUCCUGCUUGGUGUGUGAGAUGUCGCAACUGUUCCAGGAGUUCUACUCAGGCCACCGCUCACCUCACAUCCCGUUCCGCCUCCUCCACCUCGUGUGGACCCACGCCCGUCACCUGGCCGGCUACGAGCAGCAGGAUGCCCACGAGUUCCUCAUCGCAGCGCUGGACGUCCUGCACAGACACUGCAAAGAUGACAACGGGAAGAAGGCAAACAACCCGAACCACUGUAACUGCAUCAUUGACCAAAUCUUCACAGGGGGCCUGCAGUCUGACGUCACCUGUCAAGCCUGCCAUGGUGUUUCAACAACUAUAGACCCAUUUUGGGACAUCAGCCUGGACCUGCCAGGCUCUUCCACCCCAUUCUGGCCCCUCAGCCCCGGAGGAGAUGGAUCAGCACUUAACGGAGAGAGUCACACCACUGGAGCCACAACACUGACGGACUGUCUGCGCAGGUUCACCAGACCAGAACACCUCGGGAGCAGCGCAAAGAUCAAGUGCAGUGGCUGCCAUAGUUACCAGGAGUCUACCAAGCAACUGACAAUGAAGAAGCUGCCCAUCGUGGCGUGCUUUCACCUCAAAAGGUUUGAGCAUUCGGCCAAACUGCGGCGGAAGAUCACUACUUAUGUCUCCUUUCCUCUGGAGCUGGACAUGACCCCGUUCAUGGCCUCUAGUAAAGAAAGCCGGAUGAAUGGGCAGUACCAGCAGACCGUGGAUCCCUUCAACAACGACAACAAGUACAGCUUGUUUGCAGUGGUGAACCACCAGGGGACACUAGAGAGCGGUCAUUACACCACUUUCAUCCGACAGCACAAGGACCAGUGGUUCAAAUGUGACGAUGCAAUCAUCACCAAGGCUAGCAUCAAGGAUGUCCUGGAUAGUGAAGGGUACCUUCUGUUUUACCACAAACAGUUCCUGGAGUAUGAAUAAGUCCCUGCAUCAGCACGGCCUGCAGGAUGAGCUGAGGGACGACGCAAGAAUUUGUUUGUAACAGAGUGAUGAGAAAGGCAAAGAAACACGUUGUCAUUGGCAAGUCCCACCCUUACUACACACCAGUCUAGUUACUCUGUGUGACAUGCAAGAAGGACACUGUCUGCUGUGCAGGAGAAAUCCAACAAAUCUGACUGGAUGGGCCCUAAAGGAACUUUAUGUACUUGAAUUCAGGGGAUGAAGAAAAAAGCAGCAAGUCCGUGUACAAGUCUGCUUAAAAAAAAAAAAGAAGAAGAAAAGAAAAGGAGUGCAGAGUCCUCCUACAUUUUUGUUCUCUUAUCAGACACAAAUGCAAGAGAAGCUUCACUUGAUCACAAAUGCUGUCCUUCACCAAUGUCUUGCUACAUGCUUCUUGCACAGCUGCAUAUGUAGGGGAAGAAGCAGAGCAACAGCUUUACACAGAGCUACAAGGCUCUGUUGUGAUAUUUUUUCUCCUUUCCCCCCCCUCCUCUCUUCAAGGCAACCUUCCGGACACAAGCACACUUGUCUAACACAGCUACGCUCCUCCAAAAGACCAAAUAUUUCAAGGGUGGAAGUUGUCUUCGUAUGCUUUUUUUUUUUUUUUUUUCCAGAGUGCAACUACUGGGGAAGGGAAAAAACACGUUAAUCAUAGUAUUCUGUCUGAAGUUUAUUCCAUUUUUAUUACUUGCGAGCUUGUAGUUAUCGCUCAGAAACCAUUUUCCCUGCGAAGGACAUGAAGGAUCUGUUAUUUUCUGCCUGUCUCCUCAUCAAAAAUGGGGGAAAUAGACAACACAGUAAAUAUAUUUUUAUACAUACUGCAAUUUAAAAACAUUUGUUUGCGGUUUUGCGUUCUCCCUGGACUCUCACGUUGUUCAUCUAUCUGCGUUACAUUGUGCUGUCAAUCUCAUAUAUAUAAUUUUUUUUGUACACGUGACUUUCAUGACACUGCUGCUAUAGGCUGCUUCUUUUUUCUUUUUUUUUAAUUUCAGUCAUGUUCUUCACAUUAAUGAAACAUUGUAAUGAUGCUGUUUCAGGUAAAUGGCAAAAAAAGAAAGAAAGUAAACAAAAAAGGAGAGAAGGGAGUCUGUAUAGUGGGUCACAGGCUCAGUCCUGCAGUGUUAACUGUCGGCCGCAUGUUGCUCUAAUUCAGUGUGUUUAUAUGUGUGUGAAUGUGUGCACGUGAAUAUGCUCGAGAAAGAGGAGGAUUUAAAAAAAAAAAAAAAAAAAAAAAAAGAAAGAAAGAAGAAGAAAUCCAUUAAAAAAAGCCCUCAGCUUAGGUGCGUUUAUAUAAAAUGUGUUAUUGAGUGUAAAGAGACAAAAAAAGAGCGCGUAUGUGUCCUGUUUGUAUGCACGUGUCGUGCGCGUGCGUAUGUAGCGUAUGUUCAUGUACUGAAUCAGUACUUGCAUUUAGCAUGCCGUCUGAGCUGGGUAUCACAGUUUGAUAGGAUUUUUUUUUUUUUGUUCCACAUGUUGAUGACGUGUGUAAAAGUAUAUAUGUACAGUUUGUAUGUAGAAACAAAAUGGUGAAACCUCAAAGUUGAUUUGUUCUUCUAUAUUGCUGGAUCCAGCCACGGGGUCAUAAUCAGAAAAAAAAAGAACGGUAAUAAUAAUAUUAAAUAUCUUGAGCCAGUCAGUCAUUCCACAAAAACACAUGUAACUGCUGCAAGAACUGGACACAGUGAUGGAAAGACACUCAAAUAAAGAAGA